Peronospora farinosa is the source of this 1509-nucleotide messenger RNA. The record is from the annotation of a GenBank genome assembly. Lineage: Eukaryota; Oomycota; Peronosporomycetes; Peronosporales; Peronosporaceae.
AUGGAAGUCCCAGAGCAACAAAAGAGUGACAUGUCACUGGAUGACAUCAACGCGACUACGACGACGUCGCAGGUCGAAGUGGAGACGGAAGCAGCACAUCGAGAGACCCUUCGAACCCUUCGUUUGGCCUUUGUAGGCAAUGUCGAUAGUGGCAAGUCGAGUCUUAUUGGAACACUGAUUAAAGGGGAUUUAGAUGACGGACGUGGGUCGUCCCGUCAAGCGAUUUUCCGUCACAAACAUGAGGUUGAAUCGGGUCGGACGAGUAGCGUAGCAACUGCAUAUAUGGGGUUUGAUGACUGUGGGGAACAGAUUUUAUCCAAGAGAGCAGGGAAGCUCAUUCCAUGGGCCGAAUUGGCAAAGAUGGCACAUAAAAGGAUACAAUUGAUUGAUUUGGCUGGACAUGAAAAGUAUCUCAAGACAACAGUGUUUGGUUUAACAGGGAUGCAGCCAGAUGUGGUUGUAGUUGUAAUUGGGGCGAACAUGGGCGUCAAACGAAUGACAAAGGAGCAUCUAGCUAUUGCCGUUGCGCUUGAAAUUCCUAUUGUUGUAGCACUUACGAAGAUUGAUAUUUCCCCGAAGAAUGUCGCCAAGGAAACGCUGACAACAGUCCGUCAGAUUUUACGACGCUACGGGAAAAUGGUCAUGCUAGUGAAGACGACGGAGCAGGCGAUAACAGCGGCCAAGGGUAUACCAUCGAACCGUGUUACGCCUAUUCUGCCGAUUUCUAAUGUCACGGGAGACGGAUUGGAGAAUCUGCGCCGGAUACUAUACGAGACGUCACCGUCAGCGUUAUUCAAAGCGGGUCUGUCGGCUUCGACCUUAGCAACAACCAAGUCAAUGAACCAAGAGGAAAGCAUCGAAAUGCCAGUUGAUGCCGGUGAGCCGAAGAAGGCAGUCGCUGUGAACGAUGUGAUUGAAAUGCCGAUCGAUGAGACGUACCAAGUUCCUGGUGUUGGAUUCAUCCUCGCGGGGACAUUAGUGACAGGAAGUUUCAAGGUUAAUGAUGUCUUGCAGAUUGGACCCGACUUUAGCGGUAACUUUCACAAGGUUACGGUGCGCAGCAUGGAGUCAAUGUACAUGCCUCUCAAGGAACUUGUGCCGGGACAAACUGCAGCGCUUGCUGUCCGAUCGAUCAACAAAAAGUUUUUGCUGAGUCGGUCAACUUUCCGCAAGGGUAUGAUUUUGUUGAGUCCUGAAAUCAAGGUGAGUGACUACGUGUCGCGAGUGUUUGAGGCUCGGGUGGUGAUUCUGCACCACCAAACCACUGUCACCAUUGGCUACCAACCAAUGAUCAAUUGCCGGACGGUUCGGCAAACCGCAGAGAUCAUCUCGAUCAAAUCGGACCAGGACGUUAUUCGGACAGGAGACCGAGCACUUGUGUGCUUUCGCUUCAUUCAUGCACCAGAGUUUCUGAAAAAGGGUAUGCGUUUUGUGUUCCGUGAUGGUCAAGCAAAGGGAAUUGGCAAGGUUGUCCGGAUAGUUCCUGCCGAAGAAUGCGAGGCACUUUGA